Schistosoma mattheei is the source of this 2757-nucleotide messenger RNA. Lineage: Eukaryota; Metazoa; Platyhelminthes; Trematoda; Strigeidida; Schistosomatidae. The record is from the annotation of a GenBank genome assembly.
AUGAGAAAUACAGCUAAACAGUUGAGUCAAACGCACUUUCCACAUCAUCCGUAUCGUGUGGAAUUUUUGCCGAUUCUUUGGCACGAUGAAUUACAUUCGGAUACUGUGACUGGUUUAGACAAACAGUUGGAACAAAUCACUCUUGGUAGUAUACCGAAAUUAAGACAAUUCACAAAUGAUUCAUUAAUGGAUAUAUUGUUUUAUACAAGUUCUAAAUAUUCACAACUAAUUGUAAAUACAGUGGCUAGAGAGAUUACUAGGCUACGUGAAUUAUUUAUUUCACGUAAUCCAAACUUUACCGGUAAUAUCUCUAUUAUUGGUCAUAGUUUAGGGGCUGUCAUAUCGUUUGAUUUAUUAUGCCAUCAAGCUGCUUAUAAUUCAUUAUAUACUACCACAACUGAUCAAUCUCCAACAGUAUCGUUGUCUACAGUACAUAAUAAUAACAAUAAUAGAACAAUUGGUAGUACUUUUAUUACUAAUACAGAUUCGCAAUCGAAAACAAUCAAUGAUGUGAAUUAUGUUGAUGAACCACAUAGUGAAGUAAAGGUCGACCAGUUUACAGAUGAUAUUAUGAGUUCUUCCAAAAUAUCAGCAACUACUUUUCCUGCUUCUACGAUAACGAGUGUUACUAGUAGCAUUAGUAGCUGUAGUAAUGGUUCUACAACAAUGGUGACUGAUACAAACACUUCUCUGAAUAUUUCAUCAUUAUCAUCUGCCUCAUCAUCGUCAACUUGUCCAUCGAAAGACCAUACUAAUGAUGAAAAUAAAAGUGAACAUAGUACCACUAUGUCAGAUGCAGGACAAAAUGAUAUGGGUGAAUGGUCUAUUGUUGAUGAUUGCCAUCAUCGUAACCGUUCAAAAUCCAAGUUCAAUAAUGAUAAUAAUACGAAUGGAAGCCAAUCACAGCCAAUGCUCAAUCUGUCUCUAAAUAACAUCAGUCAACUUAACGAAAUCUUAUCACAAAAUGGAUUAAAUGUUGACCAAACACGUAGUAUACUUCAAUCAAUCUUAAAAUGGAAUAAAAUUAAUCAACUUAAAAGCGAAUCUGUUGAAGAUUUAGAAAAGGAAAAUAGCUAUCACGAUAUGCUGGCCAAUUCAAGUAUCAUUACUGGGCAAAUUUUACCAAACAUUGUUACAACUGCUUCAAAUUCAAUGUUGACGUCAUUUUGGUUGGAAAAUCAUUGUUUCUAUGCAAACCAGUGCAACAGUAACAAUGCUGGAUUUGGUAUUACACUGCCUAACUAUCAUCAAUUAGGCUUUACUAUAUCUGGCUUAUAUACAUUAGGCUCACCUAUACCAUUGUUUUUAACUGCACGUGGUAUUAAAACGUUGAGUAGCGAAUUUCACUUGCCAACAUGUUCAACAUUUUAUAACAUAUUUCAUCCAUUCGACCCAGUUGCCUAUCGUAUGGAAACACUGAUUGAUUCAGAAUUUCAGCAAAAAUCUGUCCUCAUUCCACAUCAUAAAGGUCGCAAACGUAUACACUUACAAUUGAAAGAUAAUUUAGCCUGGGUUGGUUCUGAAUUAAAAAGUAAAUUCUAUAAUUCAGUUCAAUCUACUUGGCGCAGUCUACAUGAAUUUGCAUUGGCUCAUAAAUUUAUUAGUGCCUCAGGUGAGUUAGGAUCUGGUUCUACUGCAUAUACUUGUGGUAACAGUUCAAAUGGAGAUGAAUUAGACGAUUAUGAAAAUGUUUGUAAUCUCACUGACAAUCGUAAUGAUGUUGUUACAACAACUUAUCGUAAUUUAACAACUCAUGAUUUAUCUUUCAACAGUCGACUUAAUCAAGGUAGACGUAUAGAUUAUGUUUUACAGGAAGCUGCUUUGGAAAGCUUCAAUGAGUACCUUUUUGCGCUUACAAGUCAUGGAACCUAUUGGGAUUCAGUGGACACUGUGUUAUUUAUACUAACAGAAGCAUAUUCCGAAAAAGGUAUAGCUCCUAUAAUGCCUGGUCAGAAGAAUGUGCCUGAAAAUACAAUUCAUGUGAGAGCUCUAUCACCUCUUAAAUCUGCCGGUUCAACUUCUGUUCAUUCUAUGCUCAAUCCAUCUUCUGUAACAGCAGAUUUGUUAGUAAAUGUAAAUAAUGAUCAUCAGAUGCCUGCAUCUCAACAAGUCGAUCAUUUGGUUUCCUUAUCUUCUGUCAACCAAAAUCAACCUUAUCCUGUUACAACUGCUGUAGCUAGUACUGUUUCUUCUAUUUCCAGGAUUUCCAAUAUUCAAGGUCAACUGCCACCAUCCUUACCAUACAUGACACCUCCCACAGUCAUUCUCACCACUACCACUAAUAAUGAUACUCAUUAUAUGCAAACUACGGUUACCGAUUCGUACUACCAGGUGCCAAUUAGUCAGCACUAUUCCUCUGCAGGUCCACCAUCAUCUCAUAUCUUCUCUCACUGUUCAACUCAAAAAUAUAUUGCUCCACAAAUUUCUGUUUGUAUGUCACAAGAGUUUUCAAAUACCGCUGAAAAUUAUAUGCAAACGCAAAAACAACAACAGUAUUCAAAUAUACCAGCUUAUGCUCAUCGUAAACAAAGUUCUGUGAAUAAUUCAACUACUAGUUCUUUUACACCUUCCAUACUUCCAUUUCAUCCAACAACACCGCCAACCUCAUGCAUUUCUGUUGACUAUCCAAUAUCUGUUGUGCCAUCUAUUAUCCCUGAUCUACUUUGUACUCCUACUAAUAUAUUUAUACCAACAUCAACAGUAGUGGAAAAUACGUUUUGUUCAUCGUCUCGAAUGUUCCCACCAGUAUCUCAAUAA